AUGCUUCUCCUUAUAUCAGGAGAUGUUGAACUCAAUCCUGGUCCUAUAACAAGUAAUAAUCCAAAAGAUAUCUUAAGGACUUGUUCUCUUAAACUCACUAAUGCUAUUACUACUAGCCUUUACAAAGUAACUGAUGCACUGUAUGCUGAAGGACUCAUACCACUUGAUACUAAAGAGAAUGUUCAAACAGUAACAGGAAUAUCUGAUUAUAGGAAAUCAAGUCAAUUAGUGUCUGUGAUACAACGACAGUUGGAAUCUUCUCUUAAUCCAGAGCAGUAUCUUAGUGAUAUAUGCCAGAUAUUAGUAAACCAAGGACAUGGUACACUAUCAGAUAUUGCUACCUCUGUAUUACACCAGUUAGGUCAAUUUAUGCCUGAUAAUAUCAGUAUACCAUCACAAGAAAGUGAACCAGAAUCACCUAGCUGUUUUGUUGCUGUCGGUAGUAUAAUGCCCAGAUCAUUAUCACAGGCAGUUGUAGCAUUUGAAACUGCAGAAGAUGAAACACUAGAUCCAAUUGGCCUCAAUAAUGAAUUUCAUGUACAACUAGUUGUUGAUGAGAAAACUAAGAAUGAUCCUAACAAUUUACAUAAUCUUAAAGAUCUCCUUGAUGCAGUAAAAGCUGGUGGUAGUGAAGCAGUUGAGUUUCUUCUUCAACAAGAAACUAUUAAUAUUGAUUGUACUUUGGAAAAAGGCAAGACAGCACUAAUGUUGGUUUGUGAAAGAGGGCAUGAGGACAUUGUACACAGUUUACUGUCUGCUGGAGCUAAUGUUAACAUUCAAGACAGUAAUGGAUGGACUGCACUAAUGAGAGCAACUAAAAAUGAUCACAUUUCAAUUAUUAAAGUGUUACUACAAGCUGGUGCUAACCCUCACCUGAAGAUAUCAGAUGGAUCAAAUGCUUUAAUGGUGGCUAGUUACUAUGGUUACUAUGAAGUUGUUGAGCUAUUGAUUAGUAAAGGAGUUGAUUGUGGAUAUCAACGGGAAGAUGGUCGGAAUGCUUUUAUGUUUGCUUGUGAAAAAGGUCACACUCCAAUAGUUGAACUUUUGUUGAAGGAACAAGUUGAUCCUAAUGCUCAAAAAAAUAAUGGUGGGAAUGCUUUUAUGUUGGCUUGUGGUUAUGGUCACUUUCAAAUAGUGGAGCUGUUGCUGAAGGAAAAAAUUGAUCCUAAUGCACAAAAGAAAGAUGGAGGGACUGCUUUUAUGUUGGCUUGUCAAAAAGGUCACACUCAAAUAGUUGAAUUGUUGCUGCAAAAACAAGUUGAUGCUAAUGUUCAAAGAAAUAGUGGUGGGAAUGCUUUUAUGUUGGCUUGUGAAUAUGGACACACUGCAAUAGUUAAACUUUUGCUUCAGAAACGAGUCGAUCCUAAUGUUCAAAACAAAAGGAGGUGUACAGCUUUAAUGCUUGCCAGUGCUAAUGGAAAUUUUGAAGUAGUUAAGUUGUUAUUAGAAUGGCAGGCUGAUCCAAAUAUUGAAUCUAUUGAAGGAAAGACGGCAUUAUCAGUAGCCAAGACUGGCGAUAUAUCAGCAUUGAUUAGUAGUUACGUAAGAGAGCACAAUAAAGAACAAGAGGAUAAUGCUUGUACACCAGCGAAUCCAGGGCAGUUCCAUAGAACCCCCCUCUAGCAGAAAUUUUGGCUUUUUGCUGGACAUAAAUACACACUAAUUGACAUUUAAUAUUUUAUGAUAGUGAUUAAGUGCGUCUCCUGUUAAUUUUCCUUGAUCUAUGAUUAUUUGUGUUAUCACGCCCUUUUUGUUGACUGUUAAGAUGUACAUUGUAACAUAUGUAAGUCUCAGUUGUGCACAACUCAAUCAUUUUUAAUUACUA
Amphimedon queenslandica is the source of this 1825-nucleotide messenger RNA. RefSeq names its product ankyrin repeat domain-containing protein 50-like. The transcript is spliced from 3 exons. The coding region runs from base 1 to 1623 and encodes 540 amino acids. NCBI's taxonomy places the organism in Eukaryota, Metazoa, Porifera, Demospongiae, Haplosclerida, Niphatidae. Gene Ontology annotation, molecular function: protein binding. The record is from RefSeq and is a predicted model, not a curated record.